AUGGCCAAUCCUGCGCGCUCUCCGUGCCUCGAUAACUUGACUGACGGGGCACGAUCCGUGUCUUCUGUGUCAUUUACUGCUGUGAUCUUGAAAGACGAGAAGGAGACCAUCACGCCAGAUGUCGAGAACGCUCUACCCGCGUACGCUCAAUCUUCCAGUCUCUCUCAUACAAGUCUUCCUUCAGACGACAAGUCCCGCGAUGCGGCCGCGCCAGAUCUCCCUCUUCCGCGUACUCCCAGUGCUUCGACUCCACCGGCGCACAUCCGCCCCACGAACUUCCUGACCCUCUCCCGAAGCCACCAGUCGAUCAGCGGCUCCUUCGUCAUCGACCCGCGUAUAAAGCUAUCCGCGGCACAUCUUCCCCCACUGGGUCCCGGUGAGACAGAGGAGACUAGGCGGAAUGCGUCUUUCCACAGCUCUACCGGUUCUGUCAAAAUCGACCUCUUCAUUGUGGGAGACGACACUAUCGAACGCCCCGUCUUGUUAUUCUGCGACUCUGAUUACGGCUCUGUGCAUGUCAAGCUAGUGCCCGACGCCGCCCGUCCGCGAAUCCACCUGAAUGCUCGGUCGGCCAAUCGCUCCUUGCAAGUCGAUUUCCCUCGCUCCUUCAACGGCCCACUGACCGUCGCGACGCAAUAUGGCUCGUUCAAGCUCUCGGCGCCUUUAACGAGCGAACUGACGACUGUCAGCGAGAUCAACGGCGUGCGGAAGUACUUCGUGGGUGAUAUCCCGCGCUCUACAGACGCAGAGGGCUGGCGGGGUGAUGAGGCGCAUGUAGAGACGGUCUAUGGGAGCUUGUCGCUGCGAUAUGAGAAUGAACUCCCAUAUCCAGUUCCGGAAGCGAUUGGGUUCUUCAGCAAGCUGUGGUGAAGUUCAUGAACCCGCACACCUCGCGCACCGAUCGUCUACUUUCGUUUGUAUACACAGCUUGUACACAAGGCAGUGAUCUUGACAGAUUCAUUGAUAAGCCACUGAUCAUGCUUUCAAAAAAUAUUGAAACUACA
Molecule: messenger RNA, 1004 nt
Organism: Mycena citricolor
Lineage: Eukaryota; Fungi; Basidiomycota; Agaricomycetes; Agaricales; Mycenaceae
Source: the annotation of a GenBank genome assembly